CCUGACUGGCGGCGACGUAAAGGCACCGUGCGACCAGCAAAACUAGACACGCCCUAGUCCGUCGCAACGACGACCAUGCAUAGCACAAAACACACGAAGCAUAAAGAAAUCUGGUGAGAUCGUACGCGUUGCCCCGAGCGCAUCAAUACAGCCAAACAAUCCACGUCUGAGAAACUCCAAAGGAUUAGCAUACUCAUCUGUAAUUGAAUUUAGUUCGUGAUUGUGAUUGUCAUCUUUCUUUAUUGUCAUCGGUACCAAGGUGGUGGAUUAAGGACGUGCCUUGAAUCCAUUUGAUUGACAUUGAAAGACUGAGGACUGACUUAAUGUCACAGCGUUAUAGAUGAUGUUUCUUUGGUGCUAUGUGUGACGGUCAAUCAACUGCGUGCGCCUUUAUUCUGCGUCCUGACUUAGCGUAGUUUAUUUGAUGACCUGGUCAAAUAUAGACUUUCCUCUCUAAGAAACCAAAAGGGGGACACUUAUAAUAGAGUAGUUUAUAGAGUAUAGACGCUGGGCGGCGGGGCGGCCUCGCUGGGCACGCUGGGCGGCACCGCGGGGCACGCUGGGCGGCAACGCUGGGCACGCUGGGCGGGCGCUUGGAUAGCGCUUAGCGAACUUGAGGGCCACACAUUGGGCACGCCGAGCCUGCGCGGCCGAUGGAUUUACCUGCGCCGCGGGGACGCGCUGCACCGCGUCCCGUGAGGACAAACAAAGGCGGCGCGCCGCCCUCAAGGUUUAGGGCAGCUCCGGCGCAGUGCUGCGCCAGUUUGCGCAGUAGCGGGCUGCGCGGCUCCUACUCUGUUCAGGCUUGCACUGCGUCGCGCUGCACUGCGCUGCUCGAUGCGUGCAAUGCUGCGCCGCUCCUGUGCACAACGGUGAACUCGCCAGCGUCGUUGGCCUUGGCCUACGCUAGACUAGCCUUGCUGUUGCUGGCGGGGUUCUCAAGCGGGCGCCUGAAGGGCGCCCCGCAAUUGGAGACGCCCAGCGUCACGCUGGGCGCAGAAUUCGGCAGAUCUGGCACAUUUGAGUCGCCCAGCGACCCAGUGUGCCCAGCGUGCCCAGCCCAGCCAUGUUGGGAACCCUUUUAUUUAACUGUUCUAAUUAUAACUGGCACUACUUUUACAACAGCCUACUAGUCGCUGACUGAGGACAAGAAAGGGAGGAACCUCGACCGAGGGCAAGUGCGUCUUCUUUCUCUCUCCGGUUUCCGCAUUAAUUCUGAUGCUCCGCCGUUGCCCCUGCAAGUCAAGCCAGAAACCUUCUUCAGAUUAUAAUCGACGGGUUCGGAGGAAAUUAUUGCGUCCUAAAGUAAGCUGCACUCCACCCGUCGCCUGCAGGCAAGUCGGUAUCUCUGGGAUCACCCUUCCGGCAGUCUUGGCAUAUAAAAGUAUCUUCUAGUGGAAUGAAGUCUGAAAUCUCACAAGCAAAGGCAAGGCGAGUGUGUAGCUACUUUUCCUUUAGCUCCUCGUCUUGGCAAUUCACAGUGAAUUACUUGCAUGAGGAGCUGCCCACGUAAUUAAUUACAUUGAGGAGCUUACUUGUUUGCGAAAACAUCCAGCUCAUCAGUCCAUUAGAGAAUUACGCAUACCCAUCAGCUUACGGUCUCUCCCUCACCUAUAUGUUGGCGCUUUUGUUGUCUCGUUU
Molecule: messenger RNA, 1641 nt
Organism: Amoebophrya sp. A25
Lineage: Eukaryota; Dinophyceae; Syndiniales; Amoebophryaceae
Source: the annotation of a GenBank genome assembly